CCUACCCGCCUUUUCAGUCUCCUUCUUCCCAUGUGACUCUGUCUUCCUUUCUCUCUCUCUCUCUGCCUCUAAAUCAAGACCCAAUUAGAAUCAUACUUUCUUUUCCUUCUUGGAUUACUUGUUACCAUAUCAAAUCAUGAAGCUGAAAUGUUAAGAGUUUCUUUUGUUUCUUUUCACACCGCUACUUUUGGCUUUGCUUCUACUUUUUUGAUCCUGGGGGUGUCUCUAUGAUUUGGCUUUUUGGGUUUGCCAUAUCUUGAGAGGAUAGAAUGAGUUUCCAGUGAACUUUUUCUUGAAGCCGCAAAUGAAGAAGAUCAUUUUGUUUAGACACUUCAUUUUCUUGCUUCUUGUUGGCUUUGGUUGUUUGAGCCCAGUUCCAGUUUUGGCUCAAAAUGGACCAAUCAAUGAUCAUGUCAAGCUUAUUUUUGGAGGGGUGAAUUUAGGUCCGUGGAAGAAUGGGAUAUCUGAGCUGGCACAAGCACCAGCACCUACAAAUGAUGAGCCUCCAAGCACGCUGGUGUUGGCAGCAAAAAGGACAAAUAGGCCAGACAUUCUUCGCCAUUUCAAGCAUUAUCUCGGUGGUUGGGAUAUUACCAACCGGCAUUACUGGGCGUCUGUUGGAUUUACAGGUGCUGCUGGAUUCAUUUUUGCUGCCUUGUGGUUUGUUUCUUUUGGCUUGGUUCUUGUGCUAUAUCACUGCUGUGGGUGGAGAGUAAACAUCAAAGGAAAAAGAUCGGAUCAUUCCCAAAUGAUUUGUCUUAUAAUGCUCAUAUUGUUCACAAGUGCUGCAGCGACUGGAUGUAUUCUUCUUUCUAUUGGGCAAGAUGAAUUUCAUGGUGAAGUGUUGCAUACUUUGAAAUAUGUUGUAAACCAGUCAGACUACACUGUGCAAAUCCUAAAAAAUGUUACACAGUACCUAUCUCUAGCAAAAACCAUCAAUGUGGCCCAGGUGUUCCUUCCUUUUGAUGUCAUGACUGACAUCGACAAGUUGAACAUAGAUCUAAACACAGCAGCAGAUACACUUACAGAGAAGACCACUGAAAAUGCUGGCAAAAUAAGAAGAGUCUUCAAUGCUGUGCGAUUAGCACUGAUCACCGUGGCAGCAGUGAUGCUAAUUUUGGCUCUGCUUGGUCUUUUGUUAUCGAUUCUAGGGCACCAACAUGCCAUCCACGUAUUCAUAGUCAGCGGAUGGCUACUAGUAGCUGGUACAUUCAUUCUUUAUGGAGUUUUUGUAAUCAUGAACAAUGCAAUUUCAGACACUUGUUUGGCUAUGGAAGAAUGGGUGGAAAAUCCCCAUGCGGAGACUGCUCUUAGCAACAUCCUUCCUUGUGUUGAUCAGAGAACAACAAACCAUACACUCACUCAGAGCAAACAAGUCAUCAAUGGUAUAGUAAAUGUUGUCAAUACAUAUAUUUACAACUUUGCCAAUUCAGAUCCUUCCCCAGAUGACCAUAGUUACUAUAACCAGUCUGGGCCUCCAAUGCCUACUCUAUGUUACCCAUUUGAUUCUCAGCUUCAAGAUCGCCAGUGUGGGUCUUAUGAGGUGUCUAUGGAAAAUGCUUCUCUGGUUUGGCAUAACUUCAUGUGCAUGGUAUCGGCAUCUGGGCUUUGCACCACCACAGGAAGGAUAACACCUGACAGAUUCACACAGCUGGUGGCAGCAGUUAAUGAGAGCUAUGCUCUCGAGCACUAUACCCCGCCCCUACUUUGCCUGCAAAAUUGUGAUUUUGUCAGGGAUACGUUUCAAAACAUCACCUCAAAUUACUGCCAUCCAUUGGAGCAUUACCUUAAGAAAGUAAAUGCAGGAUUGGGUUUAAUCUCAGUAGGAGUCUUGUUCUGUCUAGUUCUCUGGAUAUUCUAUGCAAACCGCCCCCGAAGGGAGGAAGUGUUUGUGAAGCUAUUGUUGCCAAUAAAAUGUACGAGUUGCAAAAAGAUUUUCAGCUCAAACAGCAACAACAAUAUAACAUUGGCAAGCACGACAAACGGAGACUAGAUCAUAGAUAGAAAUUAGGUUGAAGCCUUUCAUUUUCGUUGUAUCCCAUAACGGGAAAGAAACCAAGGUGGGGCAAAGCUCCAUUUUGAGUUGGGAGGGUAAUCUCUCAUUUCUGUCGUUGUCACGUUAUAUAUGUAUGGUAAAUGAAUUUUGAUUGUUGGCCAUAUAUAUGUUUAUGUAAUCCCUUGUUUCCUUCGUGGAAGAAACUGCAAUUUGCAGGAAAUUGCAUCUGAAAAGAUGCAAAGCUCAUUGGAGCUGCUGCAACAAGGAAUUUAUUUCAAAAUUCAAAACAAAACAUAUCGCGGUCUCUUGCUUGUUUAGCCAUCCAGAACAUUGCCUCUUUUACCCAAAUGAUAUUCUAUACAAUGAUUUAAGUAGGGUAACUGUGUUCAAGCUCCUUUGGAGGCUUUUCAAGGCAUAUCGUUAAGAGAUUUAGGUGUUUGAAGAUUUGGUAUUCGUUCUCUUAACCUUUCUCUAUCUCUUUGUCAUUUGUCAUCACAAGUAGCAUCAAUGAAAGAAUAUUAAUCUGAGUUUGAAAAGUCGUUGAGCGGAUCAGGAAGAAUCUCAAAUUCACGAAAAGUAGGAUGCUUUGUCAGUUGACUCAAUCAAGUCUAAAAAGUAAAUAUUCUUUCUAAAUGUGUACAAGAAAGCAGGAUGCUCUGUCGGUUCACUGAAUCAUGUCUGAGAAGUAAAUAUUGUUUGUAAAUGUGUACAAGCAGCUGCCAAGGCGGUCAGUUUUAUUGCAGAGGUGGGUCUAGCCCGAUUAUAUGAGACAAAAUAUCAAGUUCAACAAAAGGUCACUUCAACUGAAAGACAAAAGAAAAAAAAGAUAACUACGGGCUUCUAGGGUUCUUACUCCAGUCACAAAAACUUUUCUUGAUUGAAGACAUUGGGAGGAGGAUGAGGAUCGAGACGGAGACUUUGAAGGAGUGCCUUGACAAUUAAGACUGGUCCUUUAUUUGUAUCUCAAGGACAAGGGUGUAUGAAGGAUGGAAGAAUGUACGUACAUUUGGUGCAUCCAAGAAUUACUAGCUAGAAUUUACUUAGGCUUAGGUAAUUAGGAUUUUAGAUGUAUACUAUUUGCUUAUUAUCUUUUUAGGAGACUUGGGUGUUGUAAUGUUGGUAUAUUUGUUCUCUAAUUUAUCUUAAUUUGUUAUCAAGUUAAGAAGUCAGCGACUGAUUGA
This is a messenger RNA of Durio zibethinus, 3177 nucleotides long. RefSeq lists its product as uncharacterized. The record is from RefSeq and is a predicted model, not a curated record. Gene Ontology annotation, cellular component: membrane. NCBI's taxonomy places the organism in Eukaryota, Viridiplantae, Streptophyta, Magnoliopsida, Malvales, Malvaceae.